This is a messenger RNA of Closterium sp. NIES-65, 1761 nucleotides long. The record is from the annotation of a GenBank genome assembly. NCBI's taxonomy places the organism in Eukaryota, Viridiplantae, Streptophyta, Zygnematophyceae, Desmidiales, Closteriaceae.
AUGUCAGCGCUGAUGAUUGGGGCGGGGGUGGCAGGCGUUGGGCCCGCGUUACUGGCUGGGGCGGUGGUAACCGCAAUGUUGGGGGCGGUUCGGUUUGGUCUCGCGGUCCGAUUUCUGGGGGUUGGGGUUGCAGAUGCGGCUCGGCCCAGGUUUGGGAUUUGCCCCACACCUUCGGAUCUGCCUCCUCAGCCUCCUCGCGAAGUUCCUCCUCGCCGCCUCUCGCGCUCUGACGUAUCAGCCUCUCCGCGUUUCUCGCGAAGCCGCUGGCUCCUGUGCGGCGUCUGUUCGUGCCCCGCGCACCGCCGCCUCCCCGUCCCCGCUCGCUACCCCUUCGUCCGCGGCGACUGCCGCGUCCGACGCAGAUUCCGCGCGUUGCUCUUGCUACUGCGACUCCCUCGCCCCCCGCCAGCGGCGCCGCGGUCGUCUCGCCUUCCCUUCGUCGGCGCGCUGGCAUCUGCUGCGCUACGGUCGGGAGUGAUGGACCCGUCCGCAAGACGGGAUCCGGAGCUUGAGCAUUCCGCGGAGAGCGCGCCGCGGGAGCCUGCGCCUGCCGAGCCUCGGCCACGACUGCCUGCGCAUCCCUCCGCAAGCGAGCCCGUUCACCGAUUCGAGCGGGUGCAGACUCUUCCCCAUCAGCCAGCCUCGCGCCUCUCCCCCCCUGAGUAUUCGUGGGCUCCUGCGCGUGUAGCGUCGAACCGUCCUGACGGUCAGCAGCCGCAGCAGCGCGGGCGCUCGCCUCAGCGUCAUCCCCAACGGCAGCCGUCUCCUCGUCGCCUAUCUCCCGCGCGUCGCGAACACUAUCAGCGCAGGGAGGGGGAUCCGCGCUCCCCUGAGCGUCCUUGCUCUCCUCGGCGCCCGUCUCCUCGUGGUCGAGCAGGCCAGCGCUCACCCCGAGCGCGAUCCCCCGCUCAACAAUCACCUCGGCGAGCUCCGGCGACGCGGGGGAAGGGGUCGCCUGGGCGUCGCUGGGAAUCAGGUCGUCGCGGGCCGUCCCCUCCGCGUCCGAAUUCGGGUGGUUCCGCUGGGCGGCGGGGCCGGCGGAAUGGCGGAGGGCGCGGCUCAUCUGGCCGCCAGCCGGAUCCUGCUCUUGAUCACGCUGCGAACACAUUCGUGGAUGUGGUGCGGCAGGCCCGGGCGAGCGGGGGGCCGACUCACGUUCACAUCGAGGUGACAAAUGGCCCUCCCUUUGCCGCGGAUCCCGGCCCGGUGGCCCCACUGCGCGCGCCGAUGUUGGCCGAGUAUCUGCCCGCGCGGGUGGGGAGACCCGACUAUCGCUCCCCUCGUCAGGUUCCUGGCUUCUCCGCUGGGUGCUUGACUGUUGGCCGCGUUCCUGGCUGGUCGGCGUCGUUUCCGCUCGAAGAGCAGACUGCACCUCACCCCAAUCCCGUGGGGAGAGACCCCAUGCUGACCAUGUGCCGGAUAUUGAAUCUGGCGGAGGCGUGCGAGGUGGUGGCGAACUUGCAGCUGGCAGUGUGUGGGGCCACCCGGAACUUUCCGAGCAGUUUCGGUCCAGGAUCCCGAGGAUCCUGCGUGACUUUGGCAGGAUCGCUCGAGUCGCCGUUGGCGCCCGUGUCGGAAGCGCCCGCCGGGGUAGCUCCCUUAGCCCGUACUUUCCCCCGCCACGUGGGGGAUCUUGUAGGGGCUGCUCAGGCCGGGACCCCCCUGGACGUGCUCCAGUCAUCGGCGCAUCUUCUUCUUGCGGUAUCGGCGUGUAUGCGCUCGAUGCUUGAGAUGGAGGGGGCGGAGCCGUACACGAUGUAG